Penicillium longicatenatum is the source of this 2517-nucleotide messenger RNA. RefSeq names its product putative PHD finger domain protein. The record is from RefSeq and is a predicted model, not a curated record. Gene Ontology annotation, cellular component: RSF complex. NCBI's taxonomy places the organism in Eukaryota, Fungi, Ascomycota, Eurotiomycetes, Eurotiales, Aspergillaceae. The coding region runs from base 1 to 2517 and encodes 838 amino acids. The transcript is spliced from 4 exons. Gene Ontology annotation, biological process: regulation of DNA-templated transcription.
AUGGGAUCGCGAAAGCGCAGCCGCUCCGAUGCGAUUGCUGCUCCUGUGCAGCAGCCCACAGAAGAACCGGGUUUGCUCCAGCAAAUUCGCAACAGCUGGGAAUUCGCCAGUCUCAUGCAAUACAUUGCCAUUUUUGGCAAAAUUAUGAAGAUUGAUGAGGAUUUCGAGAUCGAGGAUCUUGAAGAUGAGUGCCUCAAACCCGAGCAUUCGCAUAAGCUGUUGGAGAUUGGUCUGUGUCUGUUGAAAUGGGUCUCAUCGCAUCGGGGUCUUACGAACGACACCUUUGAUGAAUAUACACGUCGACAGUACAACGCAAAGUGUCCGCACAUCCCUAAUCCCUUCGGUUACGAUGAGGAACCUCUGAAGUUCCUCCACUUUGAUGUGUUCACCAAGCUUCGCGUCCUCCACCAACUGUCUGUGUGGACUUUCUGGAAUGCUGAUCGCAUUCGGGAUAAGAUGCCGGAGAAGAAAGAGAGUGAACAGCUUCAAUGGCGCAUAGAAGAAUUCGGAUUUGACCGCGAAGGUCGCUCCUACUAUGUCCUGGAUGAUAACCGUCUUUAUCGCCGCACCGAUCCUCCCAUCCCCGCGCAACAGCGCCCCAAGAAGAAGCCUAAGAGUCGCUCUUCGCGGACCUCCCGAACCUCGAGACGUGUGUCCGCUCUUGCCGCGGAAGAAGAAUCCGAUAAUGAAAGCAAGGGGGAAACUACCAACGGCACCUCAUCUGGAGACCAAUACAAGUGGGAGUGCAUUGCUGUUACCUUGCCAGAAUACCAAGAAUUCCUUGAAACUAUUCGAAAAAGCAAGGAUGCGGAUGAGAAGUAUCUCCGCGAUCAAAUUGAGGAGCACGUCAUGCCCCUACUCGAGAAGACUGAGGAGGCACAACAGCGCAAGCGCAUGAAGCGGGAGAAGGAGCUGCUCAACAUGCAGCUACUUGCUGGAGCUAAGCGAUCCAGCCGACUUCAACAAAAGGACGAACGCGAGCGUGCCGAGAGAGAAGCCAUUGAGGCUGCCCGGAAGCACGAGGCUGAUCUGGCCGAGGCUCGUCGGGAGCAGGCCAGACAAAACCAGCUCGAGCAAGACCGACAGUCGCGUAUGAUGACCCGUGAGCAGCGGACUAAGGAUCGCGAGCAGAAGCGCCUUUUACAUGAAGCAGAGCUUGAGCGAAUCGCCGCAGAGCAAGAGAAGUUGGAGCGCGGCGAAGGCAGAGUCUCUGCGCGGAACCUGAAAGCUGAAUUGGAGAAGUCUCAGAAGAAUCUGACAGAAUUGUCGCAAGACGAUGAGUGGGUCUUCGACUGCUCUGGCUGUGGUGCCUAUGGCGAGAACCUCGACGAUGGCAGCCACAGCGUUGCUUGCGAGAAAUGCAAUGUCUGGCAACACAGCAAAUGCCUUGGAAUUGCACAGCAAGAUGCGGAGAAGGAAGACUUUCACUUCGUCUGCGGUGAUUGUAAGCGAAAGGCGGAAGAGGCCAGUAGGCCUAAAAUUCCCCCUCUUAAGUUCCGCGUUAGCUCUUCUGCGUCACCUCAAUCCACUCCUCCGUCGAGCAAGAAACGAAAGGUGGAGGACGAAGAUCUUAUCCCAUCGUCGCCUGUGAAGCAGACCCAUGCUGCCUUGUCUAGCCUGCAAAUUGGCCCUCAGGCGCCUACAAACUCCGCUCAACCUUCUCUUCCCCCUCUCACCUCCCAAGGCCAGUUCUACGUUCCUCCAUCCCCCGAACGUCGCCUCCACCCCACAAAUCAAACCCCUUUGCCUUCUUCAAGCCCUCCUCGGCCAACUUUCUCUCCGCCAAAGAAUGGCCCUAUUCACCCUUCUAUGGUUGCACCCGGCCAGCAUGUGUUCAAACCAAUGCAGCCAGGUCCUCAGCUACCUCCCAUUGGGGCUUUCCAUACAGUGCGGCCUUCCUCCUCCCACUCUGGGCGUACUCCGACCCAAAACCAGCCGGCUAUGUCGCCUACCCAGGGCAACCACGAGGUUGGCCCCCUCGCUGGAUUCCCGCCCGUAGCGCACGCGAAUGGAACCGGCAAUUGGUCUUCAUAUGAAAGCUACACGACUCCCCGCCCUCAAUCUGGACAUGGAAUCCCACCCUCUAUGUCUAGCCACUAUCCCUCCUUCUCUGCCCGUGGGACCCCAAAUGGCAACCACUCCUCUCCUCCGCACAGCUCUCACGGAAUUGGCAUGUCGGGGAUUAGUCCAACGAAGCAAUCGCCUCGCCCCGUAACUUCGGGUAGCGGUAUGGCAGGUGCUCCGGUCCUACCUCCGAUCCGCCGGCUGGAGCCCAGCCCAAAACUCAUGGGUCGUAGCUCGCCGGAUGCUCCAAUUCCCCCGCCAGUGAAAUGCAUGACACCAGAGCAAGAAGAGCGUCGAGCCCGUGAGAAUGCUUCACUCUUUCACCCGGGUCCCGGCCACAGCACUCUCAUGUCUUCACCCUCCAUGAACCGUAUUCCUCCUCUUGGACCUGCAGCCACACAGCCAGAGCCUAUGUCAUCGCCUCAGCGAGGCGGUGAUGCUUCGCGGCAGUGA